Molecule: messenger RNA, 1704 nt
Organism: Rhincodon typus (whale shark)
Lineage: Eukaryota; Metazoa; Chordata; Chondrichthyes; Orectolobiformes; Rhincodontidae
Product: deoxynucleoside triphosphate triphosphohydrolase SAMHD1-like
Exons: 13
Coding region: 1-1704 (567 amino acids)
Biological process (GO): defense response to virus; dGTP catabolic process; regulation of innate immune response
Cellular component (GO): nucleus
Molecular function (GO): dGTPase activity
Source: RefSeq, a predicted model, not a curated record
AUGGAGUCACAUGUCUGUCAGGUGUCCAAGGAGCUGACCUUAUUGGAGGCAUAUGAAGAAAGGACGGAUGUGCUGAAGAACCUGACACACAGGUACCUUCCUGAGGUCCCAAUUCUGGGUUGUACAGGAUCUGAACCGUACGCCCCCUUUCUUCGGCUUGCUGAAGAAAAGGUAUGGAGUCCGUCAUUAGCUCACUGGGGCCCUGAGCAGACAACAGAACCUUUGUCUCAAAUCCAGAGAGCAUCAGACUCCGAAAUCUUCCAACAAAUCUUCUGGUUUCUAUUUGCAGAAUGUUCUUGCAGCAUUACAAUGUUAGUUUCCAGUGUGCCUCCAAGGCAACAAAAGAGCUCUGCAUUUCUGACAGAAGAUUCUGAUCAGGACUUCUUUGGAAAUGUGGAGUCCGCUCUGACAGGCUUCCUGCAGUGUCAUGGCCCAUUUUCACACCUGUUUGAUCGAAAAUUUAUCCGUAAAGCUCGAGGAAAUGACUUCGCCUGGAAGCACGAGGAAGGCUCAAGAGCCAUGUUUGACCACAUGAUCAAGACCAAUAAGCUGGAAGCUGAUUUCAAGAACUAUGGCCUGGUGUUACCAGAAGACCUUGACUUUAUCAAAGAGCAGAUCGCAGGACCAGAAGAGCCCAAUAAUGAUUUGUGGCCAUAUAAAGGUCGGCCCAAAGAGAAAAGUUUUCUUUAUGAAAUCAUUGCCAACAAAAGAAAUGGGAUUGAUGUUGAUAAGUGGGAUUAUUUUGUCAGGGACAGUCACCAUCUGGGAAUCCAGAACAACUUUGACUUUCAACGCUUCCUUAGGUUUGCUCGAGUUUGUGAAGUUGAUGGAACAAAGCAGAUUGGCACUCGAGAUAAAGAAGCUGGUGAUAUGUAUGACAUGUUUCACACACGCUACACUUUGCAUCGCAGAGCCUUUCAACAUAGAGUGAUCAACAACGUUGAAAGCAUGAUCACAGAGGCGUUGCUGCUUGCAGAUCCACACAUUAAGAUAACUGGUAAAAAUGGGAUUAAGUGUACAAUGUCCAAAGCAAUUGAUGACAUGGUAGCUUACACCCAACUCACAGACUCUGUCUUUGAAAACAUCCUGAAUUCGUCUGACCCUGCAUUGAGCGAAGCACAGGAAAUCCUGAGAAAUCUUGUGAAGCGCAAGCUAUUUAAAUUCAUCAGGGAAGCUCGGUUUGCAGAGAAUACAGAAAAUUUGGAAGACGAAAGAGAAAACCUGCGUCAGAAAUUGGUUAAAGCUACCAGGUUGAAUGCAAACGAUUUCAUAGUAAAUGUUGUUCCGAUGGACUAUGGGAAGAAGGGAAAAGAUCCCUUUACGAACACUUUAUUCUACACAAAGGAGAACCCUAAUGACACAAUCAAAAUCCCUAAAGAUCAGGUGUCUCAUCUAUUGCCAUCGAGAUUUGCAGAGAAGCUGGUCCAAGUGUACUGCAAGAACGUGGCGAUGGAUGAAGAUGCAAUGAAAAAAGCCAAAGUCCAAUUUGAAGUCUGGCAUCAAGAGCUGAGGUUGGAGCAGAAUGCCAGUGGAAUGACGUCACCUGCCCUCAGAGCUCCAGAUGCACACGUUCCCACAGUCACCGUGACAGGCAUCGGAUCGACCUUCUUGCGAGUGAACCACAGGAAAUCAACUAGCCCAGAUGGAGUCCCCGGCUGUGCACUCAGAUCCUGGGCGGACCAGCUUGGUGGGGGUAUUUGCUGA